AUGCCAGCAGCGUCGCACCCUCAGGCGAAGUUUGAUCCUAUAUCGCCGGAUCUUGACCUGCAUUCUUUGGUUGAUGAGUUUCCCAACCUGAAAUGGGCACAGCGAGUGUCAAGAAACCAGCUGCGCAAUUUGGGGGCGCAGGAAUUUGAGAAACUUGUUCUUAUGCACGUCAUCAUUGGAGGCAAACCGCUUGUCAUCGAAGGUUUCGAUGCUGUUCUACCAAAGUGGCUUUUCAGCCCUGACUGGCUGGAGAAAAAAUAUGACAAAAAGGGUGCGAUGCUAAGUGAUGCUUUUUUCCUUGAUAACCACCUGACUAAUACCAAAUCAGAAGAACGUGUUCGCGAUAUCGUGUCGCAAAGCGAUGUCCCCAUGACGACGGGUCAUUAUCUGCGGUCUCUGAAGCAGCUGACCAAUCAAUGGACUCCUACCAACUUUCGCGACGAGAGGCGACAGCGCCUCUACCUCAAAGAUAUCGACUGCCCACCAGAAUGGCACGACGCUCUUCAGAAAAUCCUUAACCCGGUUCUUUUUUAUCUCAAUAGCACUCUCACUCGCACUGGCGCAAAAUCGCAAGUUCCAGAUGAGUCAUGGGAACCUGAAACAGACGCCGCCUCAGCAGGAGAUCUCAUGUCCAGCUUACCUCGAGAGAUGCGCGCAGAAAAUUUGAUGUGCUAUAUUGGCCACGAAGGCACUUACACACCAGCGCACCGUGAGAUGUGUGCUUCCCUGGGGCAGAACAUCAUGGUCGAGGCAUCAGGUGACGAGCAUGGCGAGAAAUCGGGCAGCUCGAUAUGGUUUAUGACGGAAAGCAAAGACAGAGCGGUCGUCCGCGAGUACUUUCUGUCUAUGCUCGGUCAUGACAUUGAGAUUGAGAAGCAUUUCGCACAAGUCAAUGCCUGGAAGAAGGCCCCGUUCGAUGUCUAUAUUGUGGAACAGCGCGUCGGCGAUCUCAUUCUGAUUCCUCCUCUGGCUGCUCAUCAAGUAUGGAACAGAGGCACAAGAACCAUGAAGGUUGCAUGGAAUCGAACAACCGUCGAGACGCUUGAGCUGGCUUUGCAAGAAGCACUUCCUAAAGCACGGCUGGUAUGUCGAGACGAGCAGUACAAAAACAAGGCCAUAGUUUACUACACGCUGCAAAUUUAUUACCAGCGUCUGCGAUUGCUCGAGGACCAUACUGCAAAGACUCAGCUCGGGUUCAUAGACCUGGGUCGAGAUGCCAUGCGAAACUUGGUCCGCGCUAGGCAAUUGGCAGCAGACUUCAAGAAGCUCUUCAUUCUCUUCACGCAGAUACUUAUCGAUGAAGUGUUUGCAUCCAAGGAGAAGGACGUCGAAUUCGUCCCCUUUGAUUCCUGUAUCACAUGCUCAUAUUGUCGCUCGAAUAUCUUCAAUCGUUUCUUAACCUGUAGGCAUUGUGUUCGCGCCCUCGUCAACGGCGAUGAAGAUACGUAUGAUGUUUGCAUGGAGUGCUACGCUAUGGGCCGGUCCUGCGUCUGUCUCUCGGGUCUGCAAUGGUGUGAGCAGUGGUCUUGGAGUGAGCUCGUCAACAACCACGAGAUUUGGCGCAAAAUGGUCAUUUCUAAUGAUGGCUUUAUCGAUGUCAAUAUUUCCCCGCAGCCACUCGAAGUUGCCAAGCAAUUGAGUGGCAAGAGAUCAGUCGCUCAAAUUUGCCAAGAGGAAUUGCGACGACGGCCCUGGAAGGAUAUCACCCGAUCCGAGAAGGAACCGACUCCAAUUGACACUGACGAAGGUGAGGACGGAGAGCAAUCUAAAGCAAAGAUGAAGCGAAGGAAGAAAAACAAAAAGGGCGAUGUACGGCGCUGUCACGUGUGCUGUCGCAAAGAGUUUAGCUAUCGCAUGCAGAUAUGCUCGAAUCCCGAUUGUGUCGAAGGGUACUGCUUCGGUGUCCUUUAUAGAGCAUUCGACAUGAUGCCGCAGGAAGUCCUGCAGGACGAACACUGGAUGUGUCCAAAGUGUCUAGGAAUAUGCAAUUGCGGCCACUGUCGUCGCUCGGGAAACACCAAGCCAUAUACACCAAAAAAUACCUCGCUGGGUCACGACACAAGGUCCGUGGCCGAUGACCGAAGUGUUGAAGCUCUUGUUGAUUUUCGAUUACACAAUUUGGCUUGGCUGAAGGCCGCAGGCGAAGAAAGUCGCGGCAGGGAUACUAGGCGCAUGCAGAAGCUGCGAGAACAAGCGGACACUGCUAAAGCGGAGGAUUUGUCUAACGAACACCCCGAACACGACAACGCAAGCUUGGCCGGUAAAGAUUCUGCUCAGGCAUUAUCCCAACACGAUGAGCUUUCGGGGUUGCUAGAUGGUGGUGGUGCUCGCCAACAUGGAAACGAAAUCGCGAGGUCCUCAUUCACGCAACGCGACGACAUUCGACAUGGAGUUGAGUCAUCAUCGCUCUCGGCCCCUUGGCUCAACGGAGACCAAGCUGCAAAUGGGCUGAAUGGAGAUUAUUCGUCUUAUCCUGAUCCUCCGGUCUUCGCAGCCCAAAGGAUUGGUAUGGGUUACUACGAACAAGACGACACCCCAGAUAAAAUUCUUUUUGACCCAUAUCAAGCCCCAACCGCUGAAGAUCUGAGAGAAGAUGAAUCAGACAUACCGGAAUUCGUCAAGAAAUCAAUCCGCAGCGCAAAGAGGAAGGCGAAGAAGGACAAUGAAGAUCCAGACUUCAUAAUAAAGAGCCAUCACCGGAAAAGGCCACGGUCUCAACGAGACCCCGACUAUCCCGACAGCAUGGACCCUGCCUUGUUCAAUGAAGCUCCUGCUACUUUUGGACAGGAAAUAGCGCAAGAAGUUGAAGACUCAGAUGCGGAAAAAAGUACCUCUGCGCACAAGGGCGAUGCAGAGGUCAAAGUAAAUGAGCCUCUUCUUAGGCAUGCAAAGCCUAAGGCAUCCUAUGUUGAAGUGGAAGAUGUAGAUAUUGAAGGGUUAAACGACAAUGAGCAAGCCAACACGCCGCCAGCUCGCGAAGCAGCCAAGGCAACACCCGAGCCAGUAAAAGAGGGUGCCCCUAAGCCAGCAGUUGACGAAGUUCUUGACCUAGCAGUUGAUGGUGAAGUUCUGGAGCCAAAGGAGUUGGAAGCCCAGGUGCACCUUUCACCUUUCAGUGGCGUUUCCGCAAAAGCAAAGCGGCGUGGGCGACCGCCAGCACAUUUGAAGCGGCCCUCUGCGGCAAGCUGUGAAGUGCGUUCUACUCCGGAGGAGAACGCAGAAGAGACAACUCCCAGCAACGAUGCACGGCGACGCGGCCCAGGUCGGCCCAGAAAGUCCGUAUCCGACACGGGCGCUUCGAAACGACUGAGAAACCAAGAUGACGAGCGGGCACUGAGAGGCAACAAGCCACGCAGGGGUCGACCUCCUACCUCUAAGGACUCCAAAUUACAAAGUAUGAAGCGGGCUGCCGCUGCAAGUCAACAGUUCAUGUCUUUAAAGGAGCGUAUGGCACUCCGUGGGAAGGCAGUCAAGAUUGCAAAGCGAGGUCAAGGAUCUUCACCCGCACUCAGCGCAUCGCAGCCGGAUUUCGUACCGAAAGCGACAGGCGUGACUGUGCAGCUGCCUAGCUUCACUCCAGUAAAUAGGCCGUCAAUCUCCAAUCAGGCCUCGCAGCGUAAGGAUGCAAAUGUCAGCAGUGCUACUAUGCGAAAGCGCGGAAUCUCUGUCGAUACGCCAGAAACAGGCGGGUCAGGAAGCGUCUCGGGCUCCAGUGAUGAUGAUGAUAUUCCUGCAAGAAUUAAUGGCACACAACGUGUGCCUAGGUCGAAUUUUGUGGCGAUUAGAGGGCGCGGGCGGCCCAGAGGACGACCGAGCUUGCGCUCCGGUGGGCGAGGACGCGGCUGA
Beauveria bassiana ARSEF 2860 is the source of this 3846-nucleotide messenger RNA. Its product is annotated as c-module-binding factor. The record is from RefSeq and is a predicted model, not a curated record. Bases 1 to 3846 code for a protein of 1281 amino acids. Lineage: Eukaryota; Fungi; Ascomycota; Sordariomycetes; Hypocreales; Cordycipitaceae. The transcript has a single exon.